Messenger RNA from Candidozyma haemuli, 1524 nucleotides. RefSeq names its product E3 ubiquitin-protein ligase. The transcript has 2 exons. The record is from RefSeq and is a predicted model, not a curated record. Lineage: Eukaryota; Fungi; Ascomycota; Pichiomycetes; Serinales; Metschnikowiaceae. Bases 1 to 1524 code for a protein of 507 amino acids.
AUGCCUCAUUCCGACAUCGACUCGGCCGAGUCUGACAUUAGCUUCGACUAUGAAGAUGACGACAAUCUGGUGAUACUGGUAGAUGGUGAUCUCGCUUCUCCUACACCAGUUGACGAUUACACAGAGAAUGAAGCUAGCCUUCCGACUCUGUGGCAGAAACCUUCGCUGAACCACCUCUCCCUGUGCCACUACAGGCCUUUGAAGCUCGGCUGGUACAUCAUGGAUCAGAUGAUAACCCCAGCGAAGAAGCUCUUGGAGACUCUAAUUGUUGGCCACUCCUUGGAUGAGCUUUUGGUCAUGUUGCAUUAUAAGAAAUGGCUGGUGGAUGAACUCACGAGUGAUUUCUACGAUGACCAGAGCAGGCUACGAGCGAAAUGUGGACUUCCACCUACAACAAAUGAGACUUACCCCAUUAUACACCGUGAUGAGGACUUCAUGUGCUUUAUAUGCUGUGAGUCAGGUCCUAUGGAUACUUUCCGUCUUUCUUGUGGGCACGAGUUUUGUGCUCCAUGUUAUGGUCAAUACUUGUCUGGAUGCGUCAACAAGGGCGACCUUAUCAAGUGCAUGGAUCCACAGUGUAACAUGACUUUGUAUCAUGCUGAUGUUGACAAGCUUCUCGAUUGUAUCCCACCAGAAGAGCAAGUUACCAUGGAUGCCAACAUUCCCAGUGAUAGUGACUCUGAUAGCUCAGAAGAGGAACAAUCUCCCGCCCAGGAGUUCAAGAACUACGAGGUUAGCGUCGUGGAUGAGUAUGACCUUAAUUUUGACCAUAUGGAGUUUAAGGAAGAUAGAUGGCCCUCAGAAAAUGAAGAUCCUCUACUACGUAACCGGUUGCUUCAGACCGCUGCUAAGGUUAACCUCGACGCCACACGCAAACGCUACAAGUGGUGCCCGGCUAUUGACUGUGAACAUUUCGUGGAAUUAUCAAAGGAUACAAGACCAUAUGGCUUUGAUCAUAAGGCCAAUGAAGUAUUGAAACACACGCCAGUUGAGAUCAACUCGGGUAAGAAUGAGAAGCAAAAUGCCCUCGCUCGUUACUUGCAUUACUACAAGAGAUUCAGUGUUCAUCAACAUUCUAUGAAAGGUGAUGAGAAGACGCUUGCAAGCAUUCAUCGUUACAUGCUCUUGUAUAUGAAGUCUCAGACCCAGACUAGCAAAAAGGACGUAUCAUGGAAUGACGCUCAGUUCAUGUCAGAUGCUAUUCGAAGUCUCAUUGGCGGAAGAAGGACCUUGAUGUGGACGUACGCUUUCAUGUUCUACCUCGAUAAAAGCAAUUAUUGUGACAUUCUCGAGGGAAUGCAAGAUUAUUUAAAUGAAACCGUGGAAGCACUCUCAAGGAUUUUUGAAGAUGUGGGAGCAGAGAAGAAGAAGAAGUCUGAGGAGAAUAUCAUGCAAGCUCUUACGAACAAGCGGGUUAAGAUUGUACAUUUAUCAUCUUUGGUCUCAAAAAGACAGCGUCUUUUGGUUGAAUGCGCCAACCACGGAAUAGAAGAAGGGUCUUUGAUCUUCAAAGAAAUCACUUGA